UUGUACUACAUUCAUUCUCCACCAAUGUUAUUACGGCCAAUACCGAUCACAUAUUUUAGCCCUUUUGCCUGAAGAACGCAAGGACAAAUUCCCCUCCGCCAUCAAAUUCCCAAACUCUCCUUAAAAACGACAUCGUUCACAUUCUGACGACGUCAUAAUCAAGAGCCAGCUUAAACUCCUCUCUUUCAACCGCUCAUGUUUUUAUCAACCCCACAAAUUCGUCUUCUCCCUUCCUUUGCCGCCAUAUCUGAACGUCUCUGAUUUUUCUCCUUCCUUAUCCCUUUGUUUUCCCUAAAGCUUCUUCUCCUUGGGUUAUCUUUAUAAUUUGUUUGACUACGGAUUAAUGUUUCAAUCUUUAUACUAAUCUUUAACCGGGAUAUUGAUACUAUUGGACGAAUGUGUACAGAGAUGAUGGUGUAUAUGGGUCCUUUAUGGAUAGCGUUUUUAGUAGGAAUAAUAGUUGGUUGGGCUUGGAAGCCAAAAUGGGCAAGCCAGGGAACGCAAAAAUUGAGUCGUGCUGUAUCGAAAUCAUUGGAAUUAUCGUUGCCUCCAUCGCCUUCUAAGUCGCCUAUGUCCCCUUUGAAAAGUUUUGGUUCGGCUCCAUGUUUGAACUCCUUGAAAACGCAGGCACAAGCUUCUGAAUAUUGGGUCAUUAAUGAUGGAGCCCAUGAAACGCCCUCUGUUUCUCUUUCUGAAUAUGACAAUUGCAGCACAUUCCUCACAUCACAGCUUAAUGAAGGACGUUCAAGUGUUGUAACAGAGGAAGAUUUAAAGCAUUUAUGGCAGCUUGUUGAAAUGAGGGAUGGAGGUCCUAGCUGGAUACAUAUGAUGGAUCGUUCUACUCCAAAUAUGAGUUACCAAGCAUGGCGGAGAGAUCCAAAGACUGGUCCUCCUCAGUAUCGUAGCAAAACUGUCUUCGAGGAUGUAACUUCAAAGAUGGUGAGGGACUUCUUCUGGGAUGAUGAAUUUCGACCAAAGUGGGAUGAUAUGCUUGCAUAUUCUGCAACCAUAGAAGAGUGUCCUACAACAGGGACCAUGGUUGUUCAAUGGAUAAGAAAAUUUCCAUUCUUUUGCAGUGAUAGAGAAUACAUAAUAGGUCGACGGAUAUGGGAAUUGGAUGGGUCUUACUACUGUGUGACAAAGGGAGUUUCCUGGCCUUCUAUCCCUCGGCAGAAGAAACCAAGACGUGUGGACCUAUACUAUUCAAGUUGGUACAUUCGAGCAGUGGAAUCAGAAAGAGGACAUGGUCAACGGAAUGCGUGCGAGGUGCUACUCUUCCAUCAUGAAGAUAUGGGUAUCCCAUGGGAAAUUGUAAAGCUUGGUGUACGACAGGGAAUGUGGGGAACUGUCAAGAAAAUUGAGCCUGGGUUACGUGCUUAUCAAAAAGAAAGAGCAUCUGUAGCACCACUCUCUCACUCUGCAGCUAUGGCUCAAAUUAACACCAAAAUAAAUACCGAGUACCUGAGAUCUUUGGAAACCAAUGAAGAUUUAUCAAAGUCUGAGAUAGCUGCUACAUCUGAAAAACCAAUGGCUAAGAACAUCUCAAGGCUCUUAUUUCUUGGCGGGGUAAUUGUUCUUGCUUGUAGUCUUGACCAUGGGCUGUUGAGUAAGGCAUUUAUCUUUGGCGUGGGUAGAAGGCUAGCAAACAGGGGAAAGAGAUUGUGUUCGAGUGUUGGGAGAGCGAAUUACAUAGGCUCAUCUUUUUGAAUGGGACAGCAGGUUUCUUGAUAUACUAGAGGGUUGAGAUGUAUAUUUAUACUCACUUAUAUGUAUAUUUUGAACUUGACAACCAAUGAAUUCAUAUUCCUAAGGUAA
This is a messenger RNA of Theobroma umbraticum, 1815 nucleotides long. RefSeq lists its product as uncharacterized. Gene Ontology annotation, molecular function: lipid binding. The record is from RefSeq and is a predicted model, not a curated record. Lineage: Eukaryota; Viridiplantae; Streptophyta; Magnoliopsida; Malvales; Malvaceae.